This is a messenger RNA of Meloidogyne enterolobii, 196 nucleotides long. The record is from the annotation of a GenBank genome assembly. Lineage: Eukaryota; Metazoa; Nematoda; Chromadorea; Rhabditida; Meloidogynidae.
UGGAAUGGAUAUAAUUUUGGACUUUUUCAAGUUUUUAGUAGAAGAAAUUAUUCCUAAUUUCAAUUUGGAGGAAGUAUCUGACAUUAUUGUUGCCUUGAAAAUGUUGACUAAGUCGGUUUAUAAGAUUGCUGAAUGCUACUACAAAGAGCAAGUUGAUGACGACGCAGGAGAUGAUGUGGGUGGUUCUUUGGAAUAA